GUGGCAGCGGUAGUAAGGGACGACCGGAAGUAGUGGUAUUUGUAGCUUGUUUUCCUGAGUGUUAGGUUUGUUGGUGUCGGUGGUUGAGACAACAGGAAAGAUGGGGAAGAGACAGCAUCAGAAGGAUAAGAUGUACAUCACCUGUGCAGAGUACACCAACUUCUACGGAGGAAAGAAAGCGGAUAUUCCGAAGUCAAACUUCAGACGCCUACCAUUUGAUCACUGCAGUUUGUCUUUACAGCCCUUUGAGUAUCCUGUGUGCACCCCGGAUGGAAUUGUGUUUGAUUUGCUAAGCAUUGUUCCAUGGAUAAAGAAAUUUGGCACUAACCCCAGCACAGGAGAGAAACUGGAAGCCAAAGCCCUUAUUAAGCUGAACUUUGCCAAGAAUCAGGAUGGGAAGUAUCACUGCCCAGUGCUAUUCUCUGUAUUUACCAAUAAUUCCCACAUUGUGGCCAUUAGCAAGACAGGAAAUGUCUUCUGCUAUGAGGCUGUAGAACAAUUAAAUAUUAAAGCGAAGAGUUACAAAGACCUACUGACUGAUGAACCUUUCACCCGCCAAGACAUUAUAACUCUACAGGAUCCUUCAAAGCUGGAAAAAUUUAAUGUGUCAGAUUUCUUUCAUGUCAAAAACAACCUGAAAGUCAUAGACCCCGAGGAAGAGAAGGCUCGCCGGGACCCAUCCUACCACCUGAAAAAUGCCAACAUGGAAACAAAGGAGACCCUUAGUGAACUGUACAAGGAAUUCAAAGGAGAUGAAAUGCUGGCGGCCACCAUGAAACGUCCAGAGAAAAAAGCAACCGAUAAAUUGAAUGCGGCGCAUUACUCUACGGGGGCGGUGAGUGCAUCGUUUACCUCCACUGCAAUGACUCCAGAGACCACCCAUGAGGCUGCCGCCAUUGCAGAGGAUACAGUCCGUUAUCAAUAUGUAAAAAAGAAGGGCUAUGUUCGUCUCCACACCAACAAGGGUGACCUCAAUCUGGAGCUUUACUGUGACAAAACCCCAAAGACUUGCGAGAAUUUUGUCAAGCUGUGCAAGAAAAAUUACUAUGAUGGCACUAUCUUCCACCGCUCCAUUAGGAACUUUGUGAUCCAAGGAGGAGACCCUACAGGCACAGGAACAGGUGGUGAAUCCUGCUGGGGAAAGCCUUUUAAAGAUGAGAUUAAGCCAAACUUAAGUCACACAGGUCGUGGAGUUCUUAGCAUGGCAAAUACUGGACCUAACACCAACAAGUCCCAAUUCUUUAUAACGUUCCGCUCCUGUACAUAUCUAGACAAAAAACACACAGUGUUUGGACGAGUUGUUGGAGGAUUCGAUACCAUUACUGCCAUGGAAAACGUGGACACGGACACGAAGACAGACAGGCCAAAGGAGGACAUCCGAAUAGAAAGCACAGUGGUUUUUGUGGACCCAUACGAGGAGGCAGAUGCUCAGGUCGCUUUAGAGAGAGAGAAGGCUCAGAAAGAGAAGGAAGAACAAGAAAUGAAGGAACGGCCGGUGCUGCCUAAAAAAGAGCAAGUAAAAGAGCCCAAAACCUACAGGACAGGGGUCGGAAAGUAUAUCAACAUGACUGCAGCGAAACGUGCUGCUGAGGAGGAUGGCAGUGGAGCCUCUACCAGCAAAAAAGAGAGAGUGACUCGUGGCUUUGGAGAUUUCAGCUCUUGGUAGAAACUUUAGGGCAGCACCGCCAUGAACUGAGGAUCACAUGUUCCCUCUUCUGUGACACAUUUGACAGGCAGGCGCUUCUAUGACGUCCAGAGCUGUAUUUUCUCAGUCUGUAGCUGGGAUUUAUUCACUUGUGUUUUGUUAAGGGACCACUAACCAAGAGCUGUUUAUUUCCUCCCUAUCCAAGAAAACAUUGAUGAGAAGAGAACAUACUGCACGAGCCAUUAAGAAGAAGAACUUGUCAUUGUACCCUUCAACCAAUUUUUUUAUUGGUCCUCUUAAAUGGAUUAUGAAUUUUUAGCCUUUUUUGUCAUUUGCAGUUUAAAGGGUAUGUGUGAGAUAAAAAGGCAGCAGUAAAGGUCAUAAACUAACCCCAAAAAAGUAAGUCGCCCCUUUUUUCCUCUGCUUCUUCCAGCAUAUCGCUCUGGUUCUUCCUACCGGUGAUUUAAACCACAUCUCUGCUGCAGCCAAUAAAUGGCUUCAGCAGUGACAUCCCAUUUAUACUGCUGAGGCCAGUGAGUAGCUGCAGGGUGUCCUGGUGUGUACGGGACAUCUACGCUGCAGCCAGGAAGAUUACGUCAGCGCUGCAGGACCAGAGCGCAAUGCUGGAAUCAGCUUUUUCUGUUAUUUUAUUUAUUUGCUAUAAAAAAAAAUCUCAGACAACCCCCUAGCUGUUUUGUAUUGGUGCAUGGGAGCAGCCAUAUUAUGCUGGGGUGAGGUAGACUAUAUUGUUCCUCGAUGAUAUUGGUUACAGGUAGUCCAUACAAAUGCCUGCCUCAUCCCUCCUUUCUCCAGUGCUGAGAACAGAAUUAUUCUAUAUCCUGUGUAAAUGAUGAUUAUAUAAGAUGCUAAUUGUAUAUAUAGCAUUCCUUUAAAAUAAUUUUGUGGCAGAAUAUUUUAAAGGGAAUCUGUUGCCACAAUUUUGGACUAUUAUCUGCUCUAGUAUGCAAGUAGUUUUGAAGAAGAGUCCAGAUCACCAUUUUAUAUUUUCCUAUUGCCCCCCUGCUCCCCCUUUUAGAGCAGCUCUGAAAUAGAUUGUCAGGACUGCUGUGCACGCGGACAGACUUCUCUCCAUUAUGCUAGCACAGCAGUCCAGACUGUGUUUUAACUGAGGGAGGAUAGGUAACUAAAAAAUGGAGAGCUGGACUCCUUUUGUGCAGUACUGCUCACGUAUUACUGCAGAUUAUAGUCCAGAAUCAUGGUGAGAGAUUCCCUUUAAAGAAUGCACGGUUCUCCUGACUUGUCUUUUUAAGUAAAUACUUGAAUUCCCCUUGUAAUAUUUCUGGAAUAUGUUUUCUCAUAAUCCUGUAUUGUACCAUUCCUCUGUUAUUCCUCAUAAGGUGUAUUGAUAAAUUGACUAUGGGUCCUUGACAUUAGCCUUGUGAAAGGGGUGUUUCUCUAUACAUUCUGACACGGAGCACUGUUUACAGUGUCUGACUGAGACACACAAGUGGUAAAACCUAGUUGUCAGAAUAACAGAGGAAAAGCGCAACACAGAGUUCUAAGGAAAGACGCUCCAGAAUUGUUAUUUCAUGGAUAAUAUAAGUGUCAGGAGACUGACAGAGCCUUGUUUUAGGUUGCUGAAGCCUACUGAAUGUUUCUGAAAACCUGCUUGGAAUCUCCUAUCUAGGUUUUACUCUCCCUUUUCUGUCUUUCAUUUUAUUAGUCUUUAACUUGGUUUCUGUAUAAAAAAAAAUAUAUAAAUAUUUUCUUGAUUAAA
Messenger RNA from Bufo gargarizans (Asiatic toad), 3383 nucleotides. RefSeq names its product peptidylprolyl isomerase like 2 (gene PPIL2). The transcript has 20 exons. Gene Ontology annotation, biological process: protein folding; protein peptidyl-prolyl isomerization; protein polyubiquitination. The coding region runs from base 101 to 1666 and encodes 521 amino acids. Gene Ontology annotation, cellular component: catalytic step 2 spliceosome. Lineage: Eukaryota; Metazoa; Chordata; Amphibia; Anura; Bufonidae. Gene Ontology annotation, molecular function: peptidyl-prolyl cis-trans isomerase activity; ubiquitin-ubiquitin ligase activity. The record is from RefSeq and is a predicted model, not a curated record.